AUGGCCACCUUCAUGCAGACAAUCAACGCCAGUCGUGGCACGCGGUCCUCGUUCAGACCCGCCCGCACUGCUAAGGGCACAAACAGUUGGCAGCUUAAGCAGUUCGCCGAGGCCACUCUGGGAAGCGGCAGCUUGAGGAAAGUUGUUCGCUUGCCCGAGGGUGAAGACAAGGACGAAUGGCUCGCCGUCAAUGUCGUCGACUUUUACAACCAGAUCAACCUGCUUUACGGCGCAAUCACCGAGUUCUGCAGCCCACACUCAUGUCCUGAGAUGAAGGCCACCGAUGAAUUCGAGUACCUCUGGCACCACCCUCCCGAGUUCCCUCGUCCCGUCCGUCUUCCCGCUCCCAGCUACAUCUCCAACCUCCUUUCGUGGACCUCGAAUCUCCUCUCCGACGCAAACGUCUUUCCCACCCACCCGGGAGUGCCUUUCCCUCCUACCUUCCAAUCCACCAUCAAGCAAAUCUUCAAGCGCCUCUAUCGCAUCUACGCCCACAUCUACUGCCAUCACUACGGCGUCAUCAGAGGCCUCGGCCUAGAGGCUCAUCUCAACACGGGCUUCAAGCACUACGUCUUGUUUGUGGAAGAGUUUGGUCUGGCCGAUGAGGGUGGCAGAAGAGAUGCUAAAGCCGAGUGGUACGGUCCACUGGGCGAGUUGGUGGAGAGCAUGUUGCGCAGCGACUAG
Aureobasidium melanogenum CBS 110374 is the source of this 684-nucleotide messenger RNA. Its product is annotated as maintenance of ploidy protein mob1. Gene Ontology annotation, molecular function: protein kinase activator activity. The coding region runs from base 1 to 684 and encodes 227 amino acids. The record is from RefSeq and is a predicted model, not a curated record. The transcript has 3 exons. Gene Ontology annotation, cellular component: cytoplasm; nucleus. Gene Ontology annotation, biological process: cell division; signal transduction; positive regulation of protein phosphorylation. Lineage: Eukaryota; Fungi; Ascomycota; Dothideomycetes; Dothideales; Saccotheciaceae.